Molecule: messenger RNA, 5421 nt
Organism: Anopheles stephensi (Asian malaria mosquito)
Lineage: Eukaryota; Metazoa; Arthropoda; Insecta; Diptera; Culicidae
Product: protein artichoke
Exons: 5
Coding region: 620-4831 (1403 amino acids)
Molecular function (GO): protein binding
Source: RefSeq, a predicted model, not a curated record
AUGAUCGCGGUAUCUUAAGAGAGCUUCGCUUUGCUUUGCUGUGGUGUGAGCGAUCUCCGGCAAGAUCUCUGCAUCCGCUCUGGUGUGCGGGCUCUCGCAUACGCCCGCAGCACCGUCGCUCAGUUCGCGUCUGGCAGUAAGUGUGAAUGGAUGGAUCUCGGACUGUUCGCAAGACGAGAUCAUCGAGCGUGCGAGAGUUUGUAACGCUAGCCGUCCUAUAACGGCCACCAUCAUCUUACGGUAAUCGUGAUCUGCGUGCGUGUGCGCCAACCAAACCAGUGACCAGUGCGCAACCUGCCCAAGCUAGCUGCUCGGCCAGUUCGGCAACAGUUACCACCGAUCCGCGCGGCUGCCCCCGUCAUCUAACGGGUUCUGGUGAGGAAUUCUGGGUCGCCCUAGUAAAAUCUGUGCGGUGCGGGCAGAAUUCAGCCUCCGUCGACAGUAGUCGCACAGUUCGGUGUGUUGGAGGAUUCGCAGGAGCUCUGUCCGAUAGAUUCGUUGUCCGGAAACCGUGUGUUUUGUGUGUGCGUGUGUGCGUGCGUGUAUUGUUUCAAAUGUAAGCAAAGGCGUGUGUGACAGGGCAGCAUCGGCAAACCACUGAACGAGACUCCACCCAAAUAUGACGCGAAUAAUUACGGACAAUUUGACCAGGCUUCUGUUGCUGCUCGCGUGCACCCUAGCUCCCAUUUCGUGUGCGUGGCGCCCGUGCACCGAUCUCGACGCGCUGCUUAAAAUACCGUGCCGAUGCAACAUUGAGACCGCUGGCAACAACAGCCAGUAUGUGUUCGUGAACGUAAACUGCGAUCGGACGACGCUGACCGCUCCGUUUCCGAGCGGCAUUCCGAUCAUCUCAUUUUCGCAGCGCCACAGCGGCCAUCAAACAUUGCCGGAUCUAUCUAUCCUUAAUGCUCCUGUGCGGAAGCUGGACUUUUCCAACAAUGCGCUACGCUCGUUCGGCACCAAGACGCUGUUUGGCAAUGUGGCCGAAUAUCUGACCGAGCUGCGAUUGGCCAACAAUCUGCUCGGCGACAGCUUGAACCCGAUAUUUUCCACCGAUGUCCUGCAGGCGCUGCAGGCGCUCAAGGUGCUCGAUCUGUCGGGCAACCGUAUUAUCGCGCUCGAGGAAAGCAUUUUCGAUGGUAACCGGCGGCUGGUGGAGCUGUAUCUGGACCAGAACAAGAUCACCACUGCUCCGGUGGCGGCUUUGAAGGGACUGACAAGCCUCAAGCUGCUGUCGCUGCGAAGCAACCGCAUCGACACACUCGAACCGGACGCAUUCAACUUUGCCAACAAGCUGGAACGGUUGGAUCUGCGCAACAAUCGCAUUCGAAGCCUGAAGUCCAAGGCGUUUGCCAAUCUGGCCAGCAUGAAGGAGGUACUGCUGGCGGGCAAUCAAAUCAGUCACAUCGAUGAACGCGCCCUGGCCGGGAUGGAUGUGCUGCAAAAGCUGGACCUCUCCGAUAACCUGCUGUCCGAGUUCCCGUCGGAAGCGCUGGGGUCGGUCGUAUCGCUGAAGGUGCUGAACGUAUCGCUCAACAACAUUGCCAAGCUAGAUUCGAAUCACCUGGCGCAGAUGAAAAACCUGCAGAUUCUCGACAUCAGCCGGAAUACGAUAGCCACCAUCCUGCCGGGAACGUUCCGCGAGCAGCUACUGCUCAAGUACCUGGACUUGAGUCUCAACUCUCUGCGUACGAUCGAAGACGAUGCGUUCGAGGGAUUGGACAACCUGCAAACACUCAUCCUGCGCGACAACAACAUUCUCUUCAUCCCGGGCAGUGCGCUCGGUCGUCUGCCGAAGCUGUCGAAUCUGUAUCUCGACUUUAAUCGCGUGGCAGCACUAUCAUCAAGCAUACUGAAAUCGAUUCAACCGGAAAAUAUCCGCUACCUUUCACUGUCCCGCAACGUCAUCCGGGAACUGCCGGGCGAUAGCUUUGGCGCGUUCCGCAAACUUAUCUAUCUGGACAUUUCCGGCAACAGUCUGGGAGUAAUCGGCGAGGAUACGUUCAAGGGGCUGGAGGGUACGUUACUGGAGAUCAAGCUGUCGUUCAAUCGCAUUGCGUCGCUGCGCAAGAUCGUGCUGCCAAAGUUGCGCCGGUUGGAUUUAAGCUCGAACAGCAUCGAUGAUCUUGCGAUCGAUUCGUUCCACAGCCUGAACAAUCUGCUGUAUCUGAACAUGAGCGGCAACGAGCACAUCGGGCAGGUAACGCGCACGAUGAUCUACCCGCUAACCAAGCUGCAGGUGAUCGACAUCAGCCACUGUGGGCUGAAGAUGCUGCAGGCCGAUCUGUUCCACAACAACACGGAUCUGCGCAUCGUGCUGCUGAAUCACAACCAGCUGAAGGUGAUCGAGGAAGGCACGUUCCUGAAUCUGAACAAUCUGUUCGAUUUGUCGCUGGCGGACAACGGUUUGGAGCAGCUGCGUCCCCGCUCGUUCGUCAACACGGUCAACCUACGCUCGCUCAAUCUGCGCCAGAACGCACUGCAGGAGCUGCGAGCCGACAUGUUCACGACGGAGACCGCCCUCGAGGUGCUCGAUGUGUCGCACAAUAUGCUGAAAAGCUUCACCUCCAACACGCUCAAGAUACACCCGCGGCUGAGAAAGGUGCUGCUGGCGAACAAUCGGUUGGAAGUGUUCCCGCCCGAGCUGAUUGCCGGGCUGGACCAUCUCGAGGUGAUCGAUCUCGCCGGCAACCGGCUGUCCACCAUCCAGCAGCUUGACUUCGGUCGCUUGGUUAACCUGCGCGAGCUGUACCUGCGGGGGAACGUGAUCGACUCGGUACAGGACAUGGCGUUCCACAACUCCUCCCAGCUGCAGAUUCUCGACCUGGCUGCCAACCGGCUCGAGCGCCUGUCCGAACGUUCGUUCGAAGGUACGCUCCGGCUGGACCUGCUGGAUCUUAGCGAAAACAAGCUGACCAGCCUGCCGGAGCAGGUGCUGGCCAAAAGCCGCGUACAGCGGCUCGAGCGUGUUUCGCUUGCCGGCAACAAGCUGGCCAGCGUACCGGUAGCGGCCUUCGGUGAUCAACACGACACACUGCAGACACUCGAUUUGAGCCACAACGUUAUUCGGGAAGUACCGCGUGCUGGCCACAUGCUCAUGAUCAACGCGAAGCAUGUCGACUUUUCCUACAAUCCUCUCACCCCGGAAGCAAUCGCCACCGUGCUGGGGCAGCCCAAGACGGUACGCUCCCUCAAUCUAGCCGGAACGGGCGUGCGGGAGCUUCCCGUGCUGGAAACACCGUACCUGCGCAGUUUGAACCUGUCGCACAACAACAUCUCGGCGGUGAGUUCGAAAGCGUUCGAAAAGGUAACGCUGCUCGAACGGCUGGAUCUGUCGCACAACGCGAUCGGCGAUGCGGACGGAUUGCGCGACAUUUGGCCAAAGCUGGGCCUGCUCGCCUAUCUCGACCUCUCGAGCAACCCGAUCCGCUCGAUCACCGCCCAGACGUUCGAGCGGCUCGAAGGCCUGUCGGAGCUGUACAUUCGGGAGCUGCCCGAACUAUCGCGGCUCGAGAAGAACGCGUUCAAACCGCUAAAGGAUCUCGCCGUGCUGGAAGCGUAUCGGUACGCGAAGCUCGGCUACAUCGAUGUGCAGGGCAUUGUGCAAGAGUUGCCAGCGCUGGCCGCCGUCGACAUUGAGGCGAAGGAUGCCAACCUGGAGUCGGAUCAGCUGCAGGUGCUGCACCAUCCCAAGCUGCACACAUUGGGGCUGCAUGGGUACGCGCUGCAAACCAUCUCGUCCGGUGCGUUCGCUGGACUGCGCAACAAGUAUCUCACCGUUCGUCUGCACAACACCUCGCUGACGGCAUUGCCGCCAGCUCUGCUGCUCCCCCUACCCCGGUCCGCGCAUAUCGACUUCAGCAUUGCCGGUUCGAAGGUGAACACACUGACACAGCCCUUCCUAAGCUCGCUGGAUGAUCGCAAAAACAGCAUCCAGAUCGACGGGCUGGCGACGAAUCCGGUGCGAUGCGACUGCCAAGCGCGUGCCUUCCGCCGAUGGAUUCUGGCCACGAAGGUGAGCGAUGUGCGAUGCGCCAGCCCGGCACCCGUCGCCGGCAAGCUGCUCACCGAGGUCGGUGACAUCGAGCUGGUGUGUGACAAUCGCAGCAAGACCCCGACCAACCCUACCCAGCCGAUGCUACCAAGCACCGGAUCCGUGGUUGGCAGCGGUACACGCACUACGCCAACGAUAAGCUUCUACAACUACACGUCCGAGGUGCAGAUGACGAAUGCGGCAGCCACCACUGAGCACGACAUCAUCUGGAGCAUGCCGCCCGUCUCCUCGUCCUCCACGACCACCCGCACCAAGGGUUCGAAGUCGAAGGUUUCGUCAGCGGCGAUGCCACCGCUAAAGAAGAUGCCCUCGGCGAACGACGACACGCUCAUCAUCGGCAUCGUUGGCGGUGUCGUGGUGUUCAUCUUCCUGCUCAUCAUCUGCAUCUGCAUCUGCCGGUUGAAGAUGAACAACGACAGCUACCACCAUCACCAUCCGCGCGGUGGCCACCCGAUGCCGAUGGGCAUGCCCGGCACGCUGCAGGUCAAUUACACCGGCAAAAAGGGACAACCGACGGCGGCCAUGUAUCCGACGCUCGCGCCACCGUACGCGCAAAGCUACGCUACGCUGCCGUACAAACCGAACGGCUCGCCGACGCAGGCCCGGCCCAGCUACUCCACCAUCGGCCGAAUACCGUACCAGUACCAGAACCACUCGCUCAUGUCCAGCCAGGCCGCGUUGCACCACCAGCAGCAACAAUCGUCCGGUCCCGGCACCCUCACACAUUCGUCCCACAAUCCGUACAUCGUGUACCAGGACGAUAAGGUGUAUCGAUGAUCCCGAGAUCGCUUUAGCAGCAGAAGAAGUUCAACUCACCCUCCCCCAUCGGCUCUACCAAGAGAGUCGGAAAAGCGUGUGCACGUGUAUGUUGUGUUUGAGUGUGCGCGGGAUGAAUGUGUGGGCAAAGGAAUGUGUGUGUAAUUAAUCAUUAAAGCAAUUUUUUUUUGUUCACGUUUUGCCUUACCACUACCCUACCGCCGCUACUACCUGCUGGGCUGAGCGUCUUAGGAUUAUAACAAAACUUUCCAUUUCGAUCCUAUCCGAAUCGUGGGCACACUUUCUAACGGACAUCACGGAAACUCACCCGUCCACGCGUUGUGCUUUGAUGCAGGUAGAAUCAGUCCGUCGGAGGAAUCGUUGCCUAUUACUGUAGGAACCACAGAAUGCUCAAUUUAAUUUUACACCGUACCGUGGACAUAUUUAAUGUACGCUUUUCAACCCGCUCCCCCCUUCCCGUGGUGCUGCCAAUCGAGUAGGGUGUAACGGUGAUCGAUUUGGCCUGUUAGAUAGACUUGAGAAGAGAACGGUGAAAAGCGGGCUUUUGUAAGUAAAUCGGCAUAAUAAACAAAUAGAGUUAAUGACAACAG